AUGAGGAUCCCAAUUGCACUGCAGCUCGCGCUGCUGGUGCUCGUCACCUCGUUGGUGGGAUUGGCUGUCAUCUCUAUUGCGACGUGGGAGAAUAAUUACAAAUUCGUGACUGGAGUCAAAUCUCAAGGCCUCAUCCUCGCAGCCUCCCUCAAAGCCGGCCAAGUCGCCUCCAACAUCGCCCUCAUCGAAGCCACCUGCCAAACGGUCACGACCCGUAUCCUCAUCCAAUCCGCCCUGCGAAGAUUCUAUCAAGGAAAUACCACAGACGCGAAUUGGGUUACGGCUAUCACCGAUGUGCAGUCUGCUUUAGGAUCUGGCGGCUAUGUUUCGUUAUUCCAGGCCAAAAUAUUCUCUCGAAAUCCAGCAGGUGAUCAAGGUGGUAUUCUGAAUGUGACGAGCAAUGUGUUGACGGAGGAGAUUGUGCUUCCGUAUAAAUAUGAUAAUGGCUCGUCUGUUAUCCUCGGUGAUUCUGGUCUUGGAUAUCCUCCCUCGCUCUAUCCAAACUUGACAUACAGUGUCGCCAGCGGCGUGGAUCCCGCCGAUGCAACCAGUGAACAGGCUACCGCCUACGCCUUUCCUGAUUUUCCGAUACAGAGGACGUCUGCGCUACUGCUUGGGCCGUUAUAUGUCAACAAUAGUUUUUCGCUGAUCUCGCUUACCCUGCCUAUCAUAAAUAAUACUUCUUAUACGGAUAUCUUGGGGUAUAUGACUAUCGUUGCGAGCGCUGCGAGUGUACAAUCUGCGCUUGUUGACAAUAAUGGACUCGAUUCGACCGCAUCGGUCCUCCUGGUUGGCCCUGCGACGGCCGAUAAUCUAUUCAAUGGAGAUGCGGUGACUGCGACACGCACAACGCCAGAUGUCAAUAAAACCGCGCUCCAGAAUGCCGAAGCUCGUUAUAUUUUCACGCCGGACCUCGUGGAUGGUUCCGAAGAUCGACACAAUAAAUAUCGCUCUACUGAAGAACCAUUCAAGCUCUCACAGUAUCCGGCCGUUCUCGAUGCACUCGAAACCCCGAGAUCAACAUAUGCCAAUUCCUCUAGCAACCUUGACACCCACAACGAACAGGGAUACCGUGUAGCCGUGGGCGUUGCUCGGCCACAGUCGACACUGGUAGACUGGGUGCUAGUCAUAGAAGAAACACACGCUCAAGCCUUUGGUCCAGUGUCGCAUUUACGAAAAAUCAUUAUUGCAUGUGUAUUCGGUACGGCUGGUUUCAUUGCCGUGGCUGUCAUUCCCUUGGCGCACUAUAGUGUGACUCCCAUUAGAAAACUCAAAGCCGCGACGGAGAAAUCGAUCCAUCCCUCGCAUUACCACCAUCUUGGUGAUGAUCCCCAUGGACCUAACGGAGGCGCAGUGUUGGAGACAUUGAAUGCGCAGUCUGAGAAACAAGGUGGAAUUUUCGGAGUGUUCAAAAGGAUCAAGCAUGGUCGAUGGGGCCGAUCACAAGGUACCGCAAGCGAAGAUGGUCGCUCAAAGACAUUCAAAGUUCCCGGCAAAGUCAAAGAAUCGAAACAUAUCGUAACAGAUGAGUUGACCGAAUUGACCAGCACAUUUAACGAAAUGGCAGACGAGUUGAUGAUCCAGUAUACCAGGCUUGAAGAACGUGUAGCGGAGAGAACGCGCGAGCUGGAAAUCAGUAAAAAGGCCGCGGAGACAGCCAACGAAAGCAAAACGUUGUUCAUUGCGAAUAUCUCGCACGAAUUGAAAACGCCGCUUAAUGGAAUUCUCGGAAUGUGUGCCGUGUGCAUGGGCGAGGACGAUUUGCCUAGAAUCAAAAAGUCGCUCAAAGUGGUUUACAAAUCAGGCGAUCUGCUUUUGCAUCUGUUGAACGAUCUGUUGACGUUUAGCAAGAAUGAAAUCGACUCAGCUAUUCGACUGGACGAGAAGGAAUUUAAUUUGGCGGAUAUCAAGUCCCAGAUUUUGACUAUCUUUGAGAAACAAGUUCUGGAAAAGAAUGUCCAUUUCACUGUCAAGUUCAUCGGCGCACCCGCCGCGGCAGAGACAAUCAUUAUGGACAAUGACGAGAAACAUGCACUAGGUACGACUUCUCAUGCCUAUGGUCCGCCAGGCACAGCUCGGAUGAAAGAUAUGAUUCUAUGGGGUGAUCAGCAUCGUAUAUUACAGGUCCUUAUCAACCUGGUCAGUAACAGUCUCAAAUUCACACCAGAAGGUGGUCGAGUAGAAGUUCGAAUCAAGUGUCUGGGCGAUUACGAAAAGCCAGAGGGCAGCACAAAGAUAUCCUUUGACUCGAGGUCUAACUCGGCAAUGAGGUCACGGACACCCUCGUUCCAAUCUAGAGAUACAUAUAUGGGUGGUAGUGUCGCUGGUAGCGCUUUUGACCAUUACUCACGCGAGAGGGAACAGCCUGUGAAUUACCGAACGUUGGCGUUUAGCUUUGAGGUUGAAGAUACAGGACCGGGUAUUCCAGCGCAUCUGCAACAGCGAGUGUUUGAGCCUUUUAUGCAAGGUGAUUUAGGAUUAAAUCGAAAGUACGGGGGUACAGGUUUGGGGUUGAGUAUUUGCUCUCAAUUAGCUCGCCUGAUGGGGGGCACUAUCCAUCUUGAUAGCACUGUGGGCAAGGGUUCGACAUUUAGAGUUGACGUCCCCCUGAAAUAUCUGAAAGAAAUGGCGCCUAGUACACGCAGCUCCAGCACAGCUGAAUCCAGUCCACCGAGUGAGAUUGUCUCUCUCGAUGAUGCCGCAAAUAUCAACCGGACAUCGGAUGCAAACAGUCCUGUUGUCAAACCAGUCGAGGCUCAAGAUUUGCAACCCCGUCUGGUCGGUUUGAGCCAACCCUUCUUCGCAGCUGCACCGCCAUCUCAAUCGACCAUCAACAACAGCACCUCCACCACCACUGUAACCAGUACAUCCGACUCAAAACGCCACGUUCCGGCUCCCGCAUCAUCAACAUCAUUCAAAUCAUCACUUUCCGCUAGUGAUAGCACAACAACCACCAAGAUCCGGGUCCUCGUCGCCGAAGACAACGCCGUAAACCAAGAAGUCGUCCUCCGCAUGCUCAAACUCGAAGACAUUUACGACGUCACCGUGGCCAAAGACGGACAAGAAGCCUAUGACACUGUGAAAGCCGCCAUGUCUGAAGGCAACAAAUUCGACCUAAUCUUUAUGGACAUUCAAAUGCCCAACCUAGACGGGCUGGAAAGUACAAGACUGAUUAGACAGAUGGGAUAUUCAGCCCCAAUUGUGGCAUUAAGCGCUUUCGCGGAAGAGAGUAAUAUCAAGGAUUGUAUGGAGAGUGGUAUGGAUAUGUUUUUGAGUAAACCGAUUCGUCGGCCGGCGUUGAAGCAGGUGUUAAAAAAGUUUGCGACGAUUGUGGAGGAGGAUGGUGAGACUUCUUGA
Molecule: messenger RNA, 3357 nt
Organism: Talaromyces stipitatus ATCC 10500
Lineage: Eukaryota; Fungi; Ascomycota; Eurotiomycetes; Eurotiales; Trichocomaceae
Product: sensor histidine kinase/response regulator TcsB/Sln1, putative
Exons: 5
Coding region: 1-3357 (1118 amino acids)
Biological process (GO): phosphorelay signal transduction system; phosphorylation
Molecular function (GO): phosphorelay sensor kinase activity
Source: RefSeq, a predicted model, not a curated record